Messenger RNA from Bacidia gigantensis, 1908 nucleotides. RefSeq lists its product as uncharacterized. NCBI's taxonomy places the organism in Eukaryota, Fungi, Ascomycota, Lecanoromycetes, Lecanorales, Ramalinaceae. The transcript has a single exon. Gene Ontology annotation, cellular component: cytoplasm. Gene Ontology annotation, molecular function: protein kinase binding. Bases 1 to 1908 code for a protein of 635 amino acids. The record is from RefSeq and is a predicted model, not a curated record.
AUGCACUCCCACCCAUUACCAGCUAGCGUCCUAGCUACGGCUCUGUCAUGGGGGUUCUCAUCUACCAACAUCAAGUCAGCAAAGCUCACCUUGACGCCUCACCAUCUAUAUUACUUGUUAACCCAGAUUGAAGAGCUUGGAGUCACUGUCGGUCCAUUGACCGUACGGUUGGAAAACAUCCAUACCGAUAGCUCACCCACAAAUUACGUCUCCUUCCUUGGCCAGCAGCACAGAUCUCGAUCACAAAGCGAUGGCGAUUCAGUUCACUCAAUGUCAAGUGUUCGAAGUGUCGUGUCAAGUUUAUCCAGCAUGUGGUCUCUGUUCGCGCCAAACGUCUCGAAGAAUAAUGCCAUGAACGAAAAAGCGCGAACACAAUCAUUAGGAGAUGUCACGUAUCUUUACUCCGCCUUCACGAAGCUACCUUGUCUGAAAUUAGCACCUGACCCUAAUGCGAGACCUAUCAAAGGCUACGAAGAGUUUCCUUUUGACGCUGCGGUUCCACUGACUGCUUUUAAGAAUCUCAGUGCCCUCGAAAUUACAGAUAUUGAUUUUCGCCGGUUUUAUGGGUGGAACAUCCUAGCAGAACAGCUCAAAUCUCUGACAUUGAGACGAGCGUGUGUAGAUGAUCCAGCGGACGCCUUAAUUGCCAUUGUUCUAGAUGAUAUAGACAAACGUCGCCGGAGAUCCUUCAGGACAAAAGCUUCUCCAACGAGUUCGUGGCCGACUAGUCCAACUGCAAAGUCGAUCGAGCAAACACAUGAACAGGUAAGCUCACUUUCCCCCGUCACGGAGGAAAGCAUAAGUCGGAGUCGAAGCGCUCAGAAUAGCUAUACACACCAUCGCAAUACGCACGCGUUGUUUUCUCCACAGCCUGUACAGGUGAGGAGUAUUUUACCUAUGCGGCCUAAGGGUUCGAGCCAAUAUUCCCGUGCUAACGCUCCUCGGAUUCAGAGGUCAGAAUCCGUCACGUCAACAUAUAGGGGGGUCUCGAAGUGUCCAUCAUUCGAUAGCAGCAACAUUGACCUGAUGUCAAUGGAAAUCUUCCCGGCCACGAAAUGGCGGUUUUUAAGACAUCUUUGCCUUGCUGACAAUGCCUUGACCUACUUAGCUGCCUCUAGCCUGGCUCCACUCGAGCAGAACCUAAAGUCUCUGGAUGUAUCGUCGAACCUUUUUACUGAAAUACCAGGAUGUCUAGCAACCCUUACAAAUUUAAAAGCCCUCAACAUAUCCAACUGCAUGAUAGAUUCCCUCUGUAAUUUGACGCGAUGCCCCUUAGAGAGGAUCUCGGCAAUCAACCUUCGUGCCAAUAGACUCGUAUGCCUGGCAGGCAUCGAGGGAUCUAUGGUGUUAGAGCGCCUAGACAUUCGAGAGAACAGGAUACACGACUCGGCCGAGUUUCGACGGCUGGCAGACUUGCCGCACAUGCAGGAGCUCUGGAUCGUGCAGAAUCCGUGCACUCAUAGUCAGAGGAGGUACAGGAUUGAUAUCUUCAAUCUGUUUCGAAUUUCCCAUGGUCUGAGCAAAGAUGUCAUAAUAGACGGUACUGGUCCCACAUACAGCGAGAAACGCCAGCUCAAGGAACACAGUACCCCUAUCCACGGGAUUUCGAGUGAUGGAGAGGCGCCGCCAACAACGUAUGUCGUUACUGCUGGGAACGUUGAUUCAUUGAACGAACACCAAUACCUCUCAAGGAAAUGUCCGCCGCCUCCAACCUAUGGGCCUCUAUCGGAUGUUGUUCUCAAGUCUGGCAAGCAUGGACGUGAUCACAGGAUCGUGGAUCUGUCACGGGCUGAAGGACGCCAAGGCAAAGAAAAGAUCAACAAGUAUGCAGUUACCGUUCACAAUCCUCCACCUCAAACGCUUGCAGGCAAUGAAGAGCCUCCGAGGCUUUCAGCUGUAUAUGCUUAA